Cyclopterus lumpus (lumpfish) is the source of this 2327-nucleotide messenger RNA. It is a transcript of the gene nr1h5, whose product is annotated as nuclear receptor subfamily 1, group H, member 5. Bases 162 to 1643 code for a protein of 493 amino acids. Lineage: Eukaryota; Metazoa; Chordata; Actinopteri; Perciformes; Cyclopteridae. The record is from RefSeq and is a predicted model, not a curated record. Gene Ontology annotation, biological process: positive regulation of transcription by RNA polymerase II; negative regulation of transcription by RNA polymerase II; negative regulation of inflammatory response. Gene Ontology annotation, molecular function: nuclear receptor activity; zinc ion binding; RNA polymerase II cis-regulatory region sequence-specific DNA binding. The transcript is spliced from 10 exons.
GCAUCCUGGGGAUAGAGGAAUGUUUCUGCACUUCCCAGAUCCUUCAUGUCUGUGAAUCCUCUGAGUAAUUGACUGUGUGUGUGUGUGUGUUUAUGUCUUUGCAAGUGCGUGUGUGAAGAUAAAUCCUGUAUUACUUGGUGGAGAGAGGAUAUUCUGUCCAGAUGAGAGAGUGGACUGAGUUGGAGAUGAGCUUUUCGGCAGGGGGGUUUCUCUCCGCCUCGGACGGUUACUGCUCAACAGAGCAGCUCCAGUAUUAUGACAUGCUGGCUGACCCUCUGGGAUACCCCCUUCAGGACCCUGACCUUCAGCUGCUCCCUUGCAGCCAACAACAGUACAGCCCCGCCAACGUGCCCUUCUCCCUCUAUGGCUCUCCGCCCUCCUCCACCUCCUCUCCGUCCUCUUCCUCUUCCUCCUCGCAGCCCUGCCAUCCUCCGUACCACUACAGCCCUCAUUGCCUGGAGGCCCCCUGUGAUCCCAGCCUUGAGCCCCACUGCGGGGUCCUGGCUCAGGGGUUCGGAGCGGGGGGACUGCCCCUGGGGCGGAGGAUGCGGGUGGUGUCGGGAGGGAAGGGAAGAGGUCAGGAAGAGCUGUGUGUGGUGUGUGGAGAUAAAGCGUCGGGGUAUCACUACAACGCUCUUACCUGUGAGGGAUGCAAAGGUUUCUUUCGCCGUAGUGUGACUAAAAAGGCUGUGUAUCAAUGUAAGAGUGGCGGUGGCUGUGAGAUGGACAUGUACAUGAGGAGGAAGUGCCAAGACUGUCGGCUGAGGAAGUGCCGCGCUGUGGGGAUGCUGGCUGAGUGCCUUCUGACAGAGGUGCAGUGCCAGUCCAAACGACUGAGGAAAGGCGGUAAGGUCAGAGGACACAAGGAAGAGGAGAACACAGACAACAAGAGGGUCAGCUCUACCAGCAGGCUACCCGGACAGGCUUUGUCUGCCAGUCUAACCCGAGAACAGAAGUACCUUGUGGACAGGAUGGUGGAGGCCCAUCAGCUGUACACAGCACAGGACAGCAGCCGCUGCAGGUUGCUUGAGUGGUCGUGUACAGAAGAAGGCGAGGGCUUGUCUGACGUCGCGUCGCCACAACUGCAACGGCUGCAACAGUUUGCCAGGACAGUGCCGGGGUUUGACCUCCUGGACUUUCCUGACCAGAGCUCUCUCUUGUCCAUCUCUUCGCUGGAGGUCAUGUUCCUGCUCUCAGCACAGCAGUUCUCCCACAACCCAACUAGCCCCAGUCCAGCCCUGCAGAUUUUCAGCAUGUCAUCACACAACUGGUUGAGAAAUGUAGCGUCAAAGGAAAACAUCCACAGUGGGAUGCCGGUCAAUUCAGGUGGCAGUGAGGAUCUCUUGGGGCCGGUGCUCAACUUCUUCCACAGCAUGGCAACGCUGCGAGUGACGGAGGCAGAAUACGCCCUGCUCACGGCAACAGCUCUGCUCUGCUCAGACCGUGCGUCCCUGCAGGCAGCCAGCUGCAUUGAGAGAAUGCAGGAACUGAUCCUGGAUCUGCUAUCCAGGGUGUGUGGGGCCCAGGCUGGGGCCGCGCGAGGGGGGCCACAGCGGUUCGGGCGCCUGCUGGGCCGACUGACAGAGCUGCGAACCCUUCGCCACAACUACCUCCUGCUGACGAGACGGCAGCCUGGACACUGACGGAGGAACCACCACGGGGCUCGUGUUUGAAUUGACGGACUAGAAGUGUUUCCACCGAUGAUCAGACUGUGAUGGACGCUUUGGUCUCUCUCACACACACACACACACACACACACACUUAUUGAAUUUUAGCUUAUGAUGGGACUGAAAUGUGUUUGUAGUUUGUUUGGACAAGGGAUAUUUUAUCAGCCUUUUUUUAUAUAACUGUUGUAUACAUUUACAAUUAACAGUACUUUUCACUAUGCUGAAUAUUGUUAGAAUAACAAUUAAACGCUGUGUGCUGGCUGGAGUUGACCAGUGGAAAAGGUCAGCGCCUUAAUGGACAUCACUUCCUGAGGGUUUGAGCUGAUGGGCUGAAUCCUUGAUGGAAAGCAUUUCAAUAUUAUUGUGAUUAUUGAAUGCAAAUUUAUAUUACUAUGAUUUAAAAAGCAACAACAUAAAACUGCACUGAGUUUCCCCAACAGGUUUUUAAUAGACAAUUUAUUUCUCAAAAUGUGGAAAUGCUAUUGAGACUAAAUAUGUUGUAGAAAUAUACAGGUAGUGCAAGCUUAAGGUAUAUUUUCUCCUUUAAUAAUUAUGGAGCUCUCGACAAUAAAGUGGAUAUUCAACAAUGAGCGAUGGCGGUUGGUUUUGUGUGAAAUCCAAACGCCAAUAUACAAUAACAAUGGACUCAAUGUGCUGUAU